Molecule: messenger RNA, 3123 nt
Organism: Danio aesculapii
Lineage: Eukaryota; Metazoa; Chordata; Actinopteri; Cypriniformes; Danionidae
Gene: inpp1
Product: inositol polyphosphate-1-phosphatase
Exons: 6
Coding region: 187-1326 (379 amino acids)
Biological process (GO): phosphatidylinositol phosphate biosynthetic process
Molecular function (GO): inositol-1,4-bisphosphate 1-phosphatase activity
Source: RefSeq, a predicted model, not a curated record
GGGAAAUGCUUUAAUUUCCGAGGCGUUUCCGUUACUCUAAACAUCUGCGCUAAAAUGUGCUGUCGUCACGGGGCAGAAAUGAUGUGUGUUCACGGACUGAGGAACAGAACCGGACUGUGACUCGCGGGAAACUGCCAGAUUGAGCUCAAGGACACCGCUGCACAUUCACGGUAACCGGCUGCAGGUAUGGCAGAUUUGCUGCGAUGUCUCCUGAACGUGGCUGAAAAAGCCGCCAAUGUGGCCCGGGUCUGUCGACAGGAGGCCCCGCUGUUUGAACUCCUCGUGCAGGAAAAGACCGGAGCAGACAAAAACAAGAAAUUCGUCCAGGACUUUAAAACGCUUGCUGAUGUGGUGAUACAGGAAAUGAUUCGCCAUGAUGUUUGUGCUCAGUUUCCAGAACUGACUGGCUUUAUUCAGGGAGAGGAAUCCAACAAGUUUGAAAAUGGACUUGGGGAGAGUGUUACUGUGACUGUAUGUGCUCAGCAAGAGGACACGACUGCUCUGCUGGCUAAAGUUCUGGAUGGAGAUCAGACCGCUGCGUCUCUCCUGUCUGAAGUGAUCCACCAGGACCUCCAGCUCCAAGACCAGAUGGCUGAAUCCCUGCAGAUCUCCAUCAGCCCUGCCGACGUGGGCAUCUGGAUUGAUCCCAUCGAUGGGACAAGCCAGUACAUUGAAGGAAAAGAGGAAGAGGAGCCAGAUGAAGGGUUUUGUGUGUCCGGACUGCCCUGCGCUUUGGUUCUGAUUGGGGUUUACUUACGGGCCACUGGUCAGCCAGUUAUGGGCGUCAUAAACCAGCCAUUCAACCGCAAAGACUCCACAGGGAAACGAUGGAAAGGCCAGCACGUGUGGGGUGUUUCAUAUGAAGAUGUGAACGUAUGUUCGCUCGCACAACACAGACGGUCUCAUGCACAGAAGAGCGAACAUUUAUCCGUAUUAUUGAGCUCCAGUGAGCGGUCCGAGGUGAAGGAUGCGCUCGCAAAGCUCUCCAACGGCUCGCUAAUGUUCGCAUCCGGCGCCGGAUACAAAAUCCUGUGUGUUUUGCAGGGUCUAGCAGACGUGUAUGUGUUAUCUGAGGGAAGCACCUUUAAAUGGGACUCGUGCGCUCCUCAUGCGAUUCUGCGGGCUCUGGGUGGUGGAGUUUCUGAUUUGAGCGCAUGUAUGCAGGCUAAAAACACCGAAUACGCCACCGAAAUCACAUACCAUCAGCCAUCAGAGGACCAGCAGAGUUAUGGUGUGGAUCGAUGGGCCAAUCAAGGAGGAAUAAUCGCAUAUUUAGACUCCAGCGUCAUUGAGAAAGUCAUAGCGGUGCUAGCUGGAACGAUCUAACUAAUAUAAGUGCUUAUGCAAGUUUGGAACGAAACAAUCACACAUUAAGGUUUCCUUAGUUAAGUAAAACAUAAAGUACAUCCAGGAGGUUGUUAGAGAAGAGUAAAGCCUUAGCAGCUCGAGACUGAAGGGUUUAUUCCGUGAGAAUAACCGUCUGGAUGUACUUUAGCAUGCUUGAUGCAUUGACACAAGAUAUACAAAUUAGACACAAAACAUUGUUGUAAUAGUUUAUUAGUUCUUGAAUUAAAUGCUAAACUGACAGAAAUGAAAGCAGCUGAUGGAGUAUACACUAACCUGCGCAUCAUUCAGCCACAACUGCAAGGCUAACAAACACGAAACCAUUUAAAUUAAGUUUACUAUGCAAUCACUGUAUCUGUGAUCAUGUAUCCAUGGUUAGUUGAAGAGAUUUCAUUUCAUUUACAUUACAAGCUUAUGAUGAAUAGUAUGUUUAGUUUAUGCUAUAUUUUAUCUUCUUUAUGAUGAUAGUUGUAUAAUAAGAUUUAUUAGCAUAUUCAAAUAUUAAAUUAGAGCUAUAGCUAAUUAGAAAAUAAAUCAUAAUGCUUAUCUGCAAUGUACAGCGGAGAAAAUAAGUAUUGAACACGUCACCAUUUUUUUCAGAAAACAUAUUUCUAAAGGUGCUGUUGACUUGACAUUUUCUCCAGAUGUUGGGAACAACUGAAGAAAUCCAUCAAUCCAAAGAAAACAAAUCUAAAUAGUUUACAAAUGAAGAGAUCUGUAAUAAAAUGAAACGACGUAGGGAAAAAAGUAUUGAACACAUGAAGAAAGGGAGGUGUAGUUCGGCAGUGAAAGCCCAGACAGCAGCUGAAAUCAAAGGGCAACCCUCUGCCCUUACACAGUGUAAAUGAACAUCAGCUGCUUCAGUCCAACAUCUACAUUAGCAGGAGGAUGAAGAUAAGACCAGGGUGGACAUUUCAGCAGGACAAUGAUCCAAAACACAGCCAAGGAGACUCUCAGAUGCUUUCAGAGAAAGAAAAUCAAGCUGUAGAAUGGCCAAGCCAAUCACCUGAGCCGAAUCCAAUAGAGAAUACAAAUUAAAGCUCUGAUUUUAUAGAAGAGGCCCACGGAAUCAUCAAGAUUUUAACACUCUGUUGAAGAAGUCUGUGAGAAACUCACACCUGAGCAAUGCAUGUGCUUCAUUCUCCAUAUGAGAGGCGUCUUUAAGCUGUCAGCACCAAUAAAGCCUUUAAUAUAAAGUAUUAAAUACAUUUCAGUAGUUCAGCACUUUCUCCUUCUGUCAUUUCAUUGUUAUUACACAGAACUCAUCUUUCAGAUUUGUUUUGGUUUAUUUUUAUGUUUGUAUUGUUUGGGUUUUUACCGAAAUCUGAUUCAACUCCAUGUCAACAGCUCCUUUAUUAAUAUUAUCCACAGGAAAAAAGCAUCACAUGUUUAAUACUUAUUAUACUCGUAAAUAUUAGCAAGAUGUAUUUUUGCAUUCGAUUUUUGUGUCAUCCUCGUGAUGGUGUGAAUGUCCUGAUAAAAUGAAGUGUUACGGAAGGAAAGCAGGAUUAUCACACACAUACACACACCCAGAUUCAUGGCCUUUUACGGUGUUUUGUAAUAUUUGAGUGUAAGAAGUGAGUCCUGAGAGUGGAAAACAGCGGAAACACAUCUGACCUGCUGCAGCUUUCAUCUCUUAAGUGUCGGUGGAUAAUAAUGAAUAUGGUGUAAAAACGAAUGUACUGUUAAAUGUCAAGUGAGAAAUUAUAUAUAAGUAAAUUAAAUAUAAGGCACUGAUCAUAUUUAAAUGCUGUAAUAAAGCCGUUGUGAAUUUUUAAA